Magnolia sinica is the source of this 1639-nucleotide messenger RNA. RefSeq names its product berberine bridge enzyme-like 23. The record is from RefSeq and is a predicted model, not a curated record. The coding region runs from base 1 to 1623 and encodes 540 amino acids. Gene Ontology annotation, molecular function: FAD binding; oxidoreductase activity. Lineage: Eukaryota; Viridiplantae; Streptophyta; Magnoliopsida; Magnoliales; Magnoliaceae. The transcript has a single exon.
AUGGUAGCUUCAAGAGCUACAUUUCUCAUUCCGUUCACUUUCCUCCUACUCACAAUCUCCUCCUCAGUUUCAAUCCCGAACCAUGAGAACUUCUUCCAAUGCAUGGCCCACCACUUCCCAUCCUCCAUCCAAAUGCCCCACAUCAUCUACACUCCAAACACAACUUCCUACGCCUCUCUCUUGAAUUCUACCAUCCAAAACCUAAGGUUUGUGUCCUCCACCACCCCAAAAGCUCUCCUCAUUGUUGCACCCACCCAUGCAUCUCAAAUCCAAGCAUCCAUCACAUGUUGCAAGGACCAUGGCCUACAAGUAAGAGUCCUAAGUGGGGGCCAUGACUACGAAGGUCUGUCCUACUUAUCAAUAUCUGGACCAUUCAUCGUUGUCGAUCUCAUCAAUCUCCGUUCAAUCACCAUCGACGUCGAAGAUCGCACCGCAUGGGUCCAAUCCGGUGCAACAAUUGGCGAACUCUACUACGAGAUUGCGCAAAAGAGCAGCUCGCAUGGCUUUCCGGCAGGGAUCUGCCCCACCGUCGGUGUAGGUGGCCACUUCAGUGGAGGUGGGGUCGGGACCAUGAUGAGGAAAUACGGUCUCGCAGCCGAUAAUGUCGUCGAUGCCUACUUGAUCGAUGCCAAUGGACUGAUCCAUGAUCGAAAAUCCAUGGGUGAGGAUCUGUUUUGGGCCAUUAGAGGAGGUGGGGCAUCAAGCUUUGGUGUAAUUCUCUCAUGGAAGAUCAAGCUGGUGCAGGUCCCACCUACUGUGACUGUUUUCACCAUUUCCAAGACCUUGGAACAAGGUGCAACUAAGCUUGUGGAAAGGUGGCAAUCCAUUGCACAUAAAUUCAGUGAAGAUCUCUUCAUCAGAAUCAUCGUCCAACGAAUGGAUGGAGUGGGCUCAGGAUCAAGGACACUACAAGUCCUAUUCAAUUCCUUGUUUCUUGGGACAGUGGAAGAACUCCUACCCUUGAUGGGAAAGAGCUUUCCUGAAUUGGGUUUGGAGAAAAAGGACUGUUUGGCAAUGCCUUGGAUUGAAUCAGUCCUGUAUUUUGCAGGACUCCCGCAUGGGCCAGGACACUCUAUAGAUGUCCUACUGGAUAGAAGACACCAAGACAAGGCCUCUUUCAAGGCUAAAUCUGACUUUGUGGAAAAACCCAUAUCACAAACUGGGUUGGAAGGUGUUUGGGAGAGGUUGUUAGAAGAGGACAUGGUCUUCAUGAUCAUGGACCCUUUGGGUGGUAGGAUGAGUGAGAUAUCAACGGCUGAGAUUCCUUUUCCAUAUAGGAAAGGGUAUUUGUACAACAUACAGUACAUUGUGAAAUGGAAUGGGAGGGGGGUUAGAUUGUCCAAAAAACAUAUACAUUGGAUGAGGAGAUUGUAUAGGUACAUGAGUUCUUAUGUGAGUAGGACUCCUAGGGGUGCAUAUCUAAACUAUAGGGAUCUUGAUUUGGGUAUGAAUAAUCUGAAAGGGAAUGUUACCUACUCAACGGCUAGGAUCUGGGGUAGGAAAUAUUUUAAGGGUAAUUUCAGGAAAUUGGCACGUGUGAAAGGUGAGGUGGACCCUAGUAAUUUCUUAAGGAAUGAGCAAAGCAUACCACCCUUGUUUGGAAAGGAAAAGAGAGGAGUUUGAUUUAGCUGUGACUGGU